UGGAACGUCACUUCAACCUUUUUCCUCAAAUCGCUCAACCUGGAUAGAAACCUCCCGUCCGUCAACUCGUAAAAGACGACCCCGCAUUACCUGCUCCGCCGCAGCUUGGAAGACUCAAUUGAGCAGUCACAUCACUUCCCGACACGUUUACUCCAGUCCUUUCCCCUCUGCGACUCUGCAAUCGCACCGACUCCCCCCCCGCUUGGUAGCCUCGGCGCGUCAAGACGCGAGCUGUGCGAUUUUCAGAAACCCGCCUUCGAGAACGAACGCUACGAUUCCCGAGAAACCCUAACGAUUUCCGAGCUGUGAUAAGCCGCGCGACAAUAAAACCUACAAAAUUAACCAACGACAAUGGACAAGCCGAACGCGCUCGGCAUCACCGCCGAUGAAUUCAAGGCGAUUGAGCAGACGCGCCAGCGUCUGUUCCAGCUCUCCAACAGUAUCCAGGGCCUGCGGAUGGACGUCUUGAAGAGUAACCCGCUUCCUCCCCCAGCAUCCCUCCAAGCACAAUCUCAAAUCCUCCUCCGCAACCUCCAAUCCCUCCUCGAGACCCUGACGGAAAACACGCACGUCUUUCAACACCUCCACGUCUUCCCGGACGUCGCGUACCCGGGCCGCGUGCACGAGAAUAUCCUGCUGCAGCUGCUUCGCAAGAAACUCGAGCCGGGCGUUGAGGAGUGGGUUGAGCGUGGGCGGGAGACGACGCGGGAGCUGCGCGGCGGUGGCGGCGAGGCCCAACUCGAGGCGGUGUGGCGCGACGUGCGCGCCUGGACCGUCGAGCGGGUGCAGAAAUACGUCCUCGAGGAGGCGGGCGACGUGUAUACCGAGGACGAGCGGCGGAUGGGGGUGGAGAAUGUAAGGACUGGGUUGAGGAGGGGGCUUGAGGAGGAGGAGGAGGAGGAAGAGGAGGAGGAUGAUGAUGAUGACGAGGAUGGGAGUGAUGAGGAGGGUGGUGGUGGGGAUGUGGUCAUGUCUGGGCAGUCGCAGACGAAGAAACCGACAAAACCAACGGGCCCGGAGCCGGAGAUGCUCUUCUGGUUCGAGGCGAGGGGGGACUUUGAGUUACCGCGGAACGUGGACUUGUUGAGCCAGGCUGGUACGAAACGUGGGCGGUGAUGUAGGGAGAGAGUGGGAGGGGCGAGGCGAGGCGAGGCGAAAGCGAGGGUUCCGGAGCAGGCAGGACGUGUCUGGGGAAGAGCAGAUCGAUGAUACCCGGCCGCGAUGGCGGCUCUUUGAGAGUUUUUUUUUUGAGUUAUUUUUUUCGAUCUCGUCUUGCAAUGCAACUUCAGGAGGGGGGUUAUUGAAGGAGGAGAAGAAGCAGAGGAGGAGGAGGAGGAGGAGGAGGAGUUUCUGGAACGGUAGUG
Molecule: messenger RNA, 1364 nt
Organism: Colletotrichum godetiae
Lineage: Eukaryota; Fungi; Ascomycota; Sordariomycetes; Glomerellales; Glomerellaceae
Product: mediator of RNA polymerase II transcription complex subunit 8-domain-containing protein
Exons: 2
Coding region: 352-1116 (254 amino acids)
Biological process (GO): regulation of transcription by RNA polymerase II
Cellular component (GO): mediator complex; core mediator complex
Molecular function (GO): RNA polymerase II cis-regulatory region sequence-specific DNA binding; transcription coregulator activity
Source: RefSeq, a predicted model, not a curated record